Melitaea cinxia (Glanville fritillary) is the source of this 2951-nucleotide messenger RNA. Its product is annotated as DENN domain-containing protein 1A-like. Gene Ontology annotation, molecular function: guanyl-nucleotide exchange factor activity; phosphatidylinositol phosphate binding. Bases 1 to 2238 code for a protein of 745 amino acids. Gene Ontology annotation, cellular component: intracellular membrane-bounded organelle; cytosol. Gene Ontology annotation, biological process: endocytosis; endocytic recycling. NCBI's taxonomy places the organism in Eukaryota, Metazoa, Arthropoda, Insecta, Lepidoptera, Nymphalidae. The transcript is spliced from 14 exons. The record is from RefSeq and is a predicted model, not a curated record.
AUGGGUUCCAGAUUACGAGAUACUGUUCGAUUCCUGUUUGAAUUGUUCUGUGAAGUAUCACCCGGUGAUCAUGCUAGAGAUCCGUACAUAAUAAGAAAGUAUCCAGAGUCUUAUAAAAAUGAAGAAGAAUUGAAAAAUGUACCCAAAUUCACAUUCCCAUGUCAAUUGGAGAAUACAUUUGUUCAACACUACUCCUUUGUUUUAACGUCUGUGGAUUCUAAAUAUACAUUUUGUUUUUGUCGAUAUGAUCCAAAAGCGAAUACAGCGUUGGUGUUAUUAUCACAUUUACCAUGGCAUGAUAUAUUUUACAAGUUACUAAAUUGUAUAGCAAAUUUACUAAACAGUAAUGAAAGAGGGGAACUGACGUCAUUCCUAGAGGCCUGUCGCAUCAGGCCUCCGAUGCCCGGUCAUACAUUGAAAGUUACCUACAAUGCCGGUCACAGUGUAUUUUCCUGUCAAUGUCCGGAUAACCGGCUGCCUAGUAUACCGGAUAAUUGCAAUCUCACGGAGUACUUCAGCGCAAUGGACACAAAAUGUAUGGCCGGUCUAUGGGCAGCUUUAUUACACGAACGUAGGAUAGCAAUAGUAGCGUCAAAGCCGUCUCGUCUCUCCGCCUGUGUGCAAGCAGCAAACGCCACUUUGUUCCCAAUGUCAUGGCAGCAUAUAUUUAUACCGAUAUUACCGAAACACCUUGUGGAUUAUCUAUUGGCGCCGAUGCCUUUUCUUAUUGGCGUGCCGAGAUCUGUUAUGGAGACAGUGCGAAUGUCAGAAAUAGGUGAUGUUGUAGUACUAGAUGUAGACGCGAAUGAACUGAGGUCUCCGUUCCAGGAUCUAGACAGUCUUCCUCAAGAUAUGGUAGUCGGUUUAAAGAAGGCUUUAAGCGAUAAAAAUGCAUUGGGAGAUGCUGUUUCAAGAGCAUUUCUACGUUCCCUUGUCUGUUUGAUCGGUGGCUACAGAGAUGCUAUCAGAAUCGAGAAGGGUCAGCUGAUAACGUUCAAUCCAGAAGCGUUUGUGAGGACGAGAAAAAAUAUGCAGCCAUUUCUAAGAAAGAUUUUACAGUCUCAAAUAUUUCAACAGUUUAUAGACGAAAGGCUCGAACUAUUAAACUCGGGUCGAGGCUUCAACGACGAAUUCGAAGUAGAGUGUAACAACUAUGCGGAAAAAUUAAGCACCGGAAGCGGUCAGAAACUGAAACAGCAGUACCGUGACUGGGCCAAGACGGUCAAAAAAGAGGGCGGAGCCUUCUUCAAAACUGUUAAAGAUAAGGCGAAUCCCGCGGUACAAUCGGCUGUCAAAACGGUCCGGCAAGGCGGUAAAAAUAUGAAGUCAGCUGUUCGGGGCUUAAAGAACAAGAUGCCCAAAACGGGUUCUAGGCCAUCGUCUAUUAAUACAACGGAUGAUAGCAGGUUUUCAUGUGGUUCAGCCACCCCAGUCUCAUCUGAUUCCUCCGAAUCGUCCCCCUCCCAUGACCUACCCCCACGCGAGCCACCCCCAACCCUCCCCCUUGAUCUCCUCACCGAAAUGGAGCUCCUCUUCCCAAACAGACGUCGGGAUAGCUUUCAUGGCAGCACCCAUAACUCGGACACCAGUUUACCGGACAAAGCUAAAACCUUGUCACCAUGCCCCCCACCCCGGUUACCGGAACGUCCCCACCCCCCACUCCGUUACCCAAUAAUAGCGACAAGGAAACUAAUAGAUUUGUCCGAUGCGCCCGAACCUCCCCCGAGGUCUAUACCGGCGCCUUCAACGACGCACUUUAUAAGUAACAUAACAAAAAACGACGCGAACGCUACCCGAGAGUUCCACACUAGCACGAUUAGAUUCACCGAGGGCAACGACAAGGCUAAAUUAAAACUGACCUUGUCGAAUCAGAAGAAGGUUCCAAAUAGCCAGCCUUGUAAUGGCUCCACGGUCAGACCGGUACCCCCCGUUCCGAGACCGGUCACAGACCGGCCCAGACCGAGAAUCGGCAAGACCAGAACUCAAGAGGUAAUUUUGAUAUGCUCGUCCAGCUCUGAUCUAAUACAACUAGACGUUACGCCCUCAGACUUAGAAGAUUUCGAUCCGCUUAAAUAUCGAGACAAGAACGAAAAGGAACAAGUUAAAACAUCGACGGAUAGCGCUUUGUUGCACGAAUACGGUCUAGAUUUUAGUCAAUUCGGCUUAUCCGAUUUCACGGCUAGCUCGAGUACGCCGGAGACAUCUACCGUUCCGAAGGGAUGGACUACUUUCAAUUAGGGCUUUAUCGUCACGUGACAUAGUUUCCCGAGUUGAUAGAGUUGCGUUACACUUGAGUGUUUUUUGCGGCUACAAUAUAUUUUUGAACGUAUUUUAUCAAUGUUAUUUUGAAAAUCAUGUUCCUUAUUUAAACUUUAGAUCAUAUAUACGUUUUACGAUCAGGUCGAACCAAGGCACGAAAUAAAAUCAUAAAACAUUUCUGAACAGUUCGAUAUUGAUGUUUUAGUUCAGUGCAUCAAAGUAUGCACAUUUUAUAUGAAAAUUUUUAAACCAGCGAAAUAAUUCGCAGAUUGGUUUGUUUGAAUUUCAAUGUUCACUUCAUUAAAUAAAUAGUCUGUCGGAAGUACGAAAUGUAUCAAUGAUUCUAUUUGUAAGCGUAUGUUUUGUAUGGAUUUUAGUUGUCGAGUUUUCGAUACUCAAAUGCUCUAUUUAAAAGUAAAUACAUUUAAGUGAGCUGGUAAUUUUUUUUUAUCAUGUAAUGUUGAAAUUUCGUGAUCUUGUUUCGUCGCUACUGAAAAAGGAAUGAAAUGAAUCAUUCAGUAUGUUUAUGAAAUAUUGUGCUAGUUAUAAUUUUGUUUUUGAAGUUUUUACUCGUUUUAAAAGAAAAAAAAAAUCCGCAAAACGAGAAUAUGUCGCACAAAUAACGCGCUAGUGUUUACGCGACUUCGUAUUCCAUUCCUUUGUAAAUAAAUCGCUUUUAUAUAAAAAUAAAA